Messenger RNA from Anthostomella pinea, 2244 nucleotides. The record is from the annotation of a GenBank genome assembly. NCBI's taxonomy places the organism in Eukaryota, Fungi, Ascomycota, Sordariomycetes, Xylariales, Xylariaceae.
AUGGCCAACACGCUGGUUCCGGGUGCGUCCAAACCCCUCCAACGGGAGGGCAGCAUUGGCUCCAGCGAUGACUUUGGCGUCUACGAGGAUGCCGCAACCUACUACGCCGACAAUAAAACCUCUGAUCGAUUCCACAAGAGACAUAGAACGUUUUCCACCGGUGGUGCCGUUCAUGAGAUGGAGCGCCUGGGAUUGCACAACCAACAUCGACGUGGAAGCCAUGACGAGUCUAGCAGACCGCACUCGCGCCAGUUUCUCAUCGAUGUAGACCACACCAUCGAGAGUCUGGCUGCGCAAGAGGAUACCGAUGGCAACAUGCAGAUCACCAUCGAAGACGUUGGUCCAAAGGUACUGUCCCUACGAACAGCGGCAUCGGGCGGCCACAAUCGAUUCGACAUCAGAGGGACAUACAUGCUUUCAAACCUCCUACAAGAGCUAUCCAUGGCCAAGGAAUUUGGCCGGAAGCGAAUCAUUCUCGACAUUGGUCGCCUCAACGAGAAUCCUGUCAGCAGAUUGUCUCGGCUUAUCAGGGACCAAUUUUGGGACGGCCUGACCCGUCGAAUCGACGGCUCCAGUAUCGAGGUUGCAGCAAAAGAUUCCAAGGACUGGACAGCUGAUCCGCGACCUCGUAUCUACGUACCAAGGGGAGCCCCUGAACAGUACGAAUACUACCAGAAGGUAGCCCUCGAACAUCCGCAAUUACGACUGGACGUCCAGCUUUUGCCUGAGACCAUCACCGCUGAAGUGGUUAGAGACCUGAACGACAACCCUGGACCUGGCCUCCUGGCCGUUGCUAUGGAAGAUUAUGUCGACCCCAAGACGGGAGAAAAGACGCUUCGAGGACUGCCUUUCGUGGUUCCUGGAGGUCGGUUCAACGAGUUGUACGGCUGGGAUAGCUACAUGGAGUCGCUAGGGCUUUUAGUUAACGACAAAACACACCUAGCCAAGUCCAUGGUCCAGAACUUCUGUUUCAGCAUCCGUCAUUAUGGCAAGAUCCUCAACGCGACUAGAUCAUACUACCUUACUAGAUCACAGCCGCCCUUUCUGACCGACAUGGCACUACGAGUAUACGAAAAGAUUCAACACGAGCCGGGCGCCAAGGAUUUCCUUCGAGAAGCCAUGUACGCUGCAAUCAAGGAGUACUACACGGUUUGGAUGUGCGAACCCCGUCUGGACCCCAAGACGGGGCUCUCCAGAUACCGACCAGACGGGCUUGGUGUACCGCCAGAGACAGAGGCAUCCCACUUUGUGCAUAUCCUCGAGCCUUACGCGCAGAAGCACAACAUGACCUUCGAGGAGUUCGUCAAGGCCUACAAUCAUGGCCAAGUACAGGAGCCUGACCUGGACGAGUACUUCCUGCAUGACCGGGCCGUGCGUGAGUCGGGACAUGAUACGUCGUACCGACUCGAAAGGGUCUGCGCGAACCUCGCCACCAUCGACCUGAACUCGCUAAUCUACAAGUACGAGAUGGACAUUGCCCGCACCAUCCGCAACGUCUUUGGCGACAAGUUCCAGAUGCCCGCAGAGUGGUGUAGCGGGUCCAUGACGCCAGGUCAGGUUGAGACUUCAGCCAUCUGGGAUCGCCGCUGGAAACGACGCCGGGCUGCAAUCCAUAGGUACUGCUGGAAUGAGGAGGAGGGAAUGUACUUUGACUACGACACAGUCAAACAGGAGCGUUGCACGUAUGAAACGUGCACCACUUUCUGGCCACUCUGGGCUGGUGUGCCGGACCCGGACAAAGCAGCCAAGGUGGUCAGAAAUGCCAUACCCAAAUUUGAGGCGUAUGGCGGCCUCGUAUCCGGAACGGAGCGGUCUCGCGGCGAAGUCACCCUGGAGCGACCGAACCGACAGUGGGACUAUCCUUAUGGAUGGGCACCACAGCAGAUGCUGGCCUGGACUGGUCUCUACCGUUAUGGCUACGCAGAUCUGGCGCAGAAGUUUGCAUACAAGUGGCUGUUCAUGAUCACGAAAGCCUUCUUUGACUUCAAUGGCGUUGUUGUGGAGAAGUACGAUGUGACCCGUCCCGUCGACCCUCAUCGUGUCGACGCCGAGUACGGUAACCAGGGACUUGACUUCAAGGGCGUUGCCAAGGAAGGGUUUGGCUGGGUCAAUGCCAGCUACGUCUACGGCCUCCAGUUCAUCAACACGGAGAUGAAGAGAGCACUGGGGACGCUCACUCCCUAUGAGACGUACGAGAAGGCUCAGCAGGCAAGGGAGGCGAAGUUCCUCAACGACUUGGGGUGA